Molecule: messenger RNA, 711 nt
Organism: Acanthosepion pharaonis
Lineage: Eukaryota; Metazoa; Mollusca; Cephalopoda; Sepiida; Sepiidae
Source: the annotation of a GenBank genome assembly
AUGUACAUCUAUCUAUCUAUCUAUCUAUCUAUCUAUCUAUCUAUCUAUCUAUCUAUCUAUCUAUCUAUCUAUUUCAAUCUGUUCAUUAUCUAUCUAUCUAUCUAUCUAACUAACUUCUUUAUCAUUUUAUCUGUUUAUAUAUUUCAUUGUGCCCAUAUCUGUCUCUGUCUAUUAAUUUCUACCUAUCUAUCUAUCUAUCUAUAUAUAUAUUAUGGUAUAUUCAUAUCUACCGAUUUGCCCAUUCAAACCUAUAUAUUCACGUGUAUCUAUCUAUCUAUCUAUCUAUCUAUCUAUCUAUCUAUCUAUCUGUCUGCCUCAGUCUGUUUAUAUCUAUCUCAAACUGUUCAUAUCUAUCGCAGUCUGUUUAUAUCUAUCUAUCUAUCUAUCUAUCUAUCUAUCUAUCUAUAUAUCCCAAUAUUUAUCUAUAUAUCUCAAUCUGUUCAUAUCUAUGUCUGUUUAAUCAUGUUAUCGAUUUACUUAUUGGCAUCUAUCUAUCCAUCUAUUUAUCUAUCUUUUUUGCUGUCAGCCUGUCUUUAUUCAUUAUCUUUUUACAUAUCUGUCUGCCAGUCUAUUUGCCUGUCCAUAUAUUUCCUUAUAAUCUUUAUAUCUAUCUAUCUAUCUAUUUGUCUGUCUAUCUCACUCUUUUCAUAUUUAUCUACUGCGUUGAGUCUUUCCAUAGUUAUCUAUCUAUGUACUCAAGUGUAUUCAUAA